AUCUGGCAGAUGGCCGAUGACGCUAGUCCCCGGGCGAGAAGCUUAGACAACAUUGAUAUUUCGAGGAUGCCACUCUUAAAAUACUCUACCCACUAACAAUGCAGAGUUUACGAGCGAGCAAAUCCUCGCAUCGAUGCUCAUCACCAUCUCCUCCCCUGCUUCCGCCUUAUAACUGCAUCUAACUCCCUGCUAUCACCAAUAUCUCCUAUCUCCAUCCCUUCCUCCCGCAGUUAUGAUCGGAGAUAAGCCAGCACCACCAGUCAAAAAAACCAGAGCCCGCAGACCAAAAGUCAAGACUGGCUGCAAAACAUGCAAGCUCCGCGGCGUCAAAUGCGACGAAGCAAAGCCCAUAUGCCGCCGCUGCAUCUCCACGGGCCGUACCUGUGACGGCUAUGGCAUCUGGGGCGGAGGGGGUAACGCCUACGGCAGCGUCUCUCGCAUUACCAACUCCUCCCGUUCCCCUAGCUCCCUGCCCUUAACCACUAUCACCACAACCACUAUCACCACUAGCACCUGCACCCCCGGGCCCCUAACAAGCACCCGCACCCUCCCCCCCUUGCUCGGCGCAACAACCCAACACGAACACCGCGCAUUCGAGUACUUCUUCCACCGCACCUCUCGCAAGCUCCCCGGCAUCUUCGACUCCCCCUUCUGGUCCACCCUCGUCUUCCAAGCCAGCGCCUGCGACCCCGCCGUCCUCCAUGCGCUCAUCGCCCUCGGCGCCGUGGAUCUGGGGAAAGCGACGCGCGAGCUGGCGUGCGCGGCGGAGAGGGUGAGGGGGUAUGAGAGGGUGGCGCUGGUGCAGUAUAAUAAGGCUAUUGUGAGUUUGGGGGUCCAUUUUAGAAGGGGGGGUGGGGAUGCGAGGAGGGUGGCGCUGAUCACUUGUAUGUUGUUUAUUUGUAUUGAGUUGCUGAGGGAGAGGUUUAAGACGGCGAAAACGCAUCUUGGAAAUGGUCUUAAGUUGCUCGGUGAGAUGAGGCGGGGAGAGGGGGGGAGGAAAAGGGGGGGUGAGCUGGUGGUUAAUACGGAAUUGGAGUCGGUGGAUGAUUACCUCGUUGAGGCGUUUACGAGGUUUAAUAUCCAUUCCUCCCUCUUUGGUCAGGAUAACAUCCUCCUCUACACCAUCGCUCCGCACCCCUCAUGCGCCGACCACGCCAUCCCGCGCGCCUUCACCACUUUCCGCAUAGCGCGCCUCUACCUCGACACUCUCAUAAACGCCAUCUACAACCUCGCUCACCAAGUCGCUUCUCUCUCCCCCGCCUCCCCAAUCCCAAAACACUACACAAACACCCAAUCGCACCUUCGCUCAUCCCUCGAUCAGUGGCUAAAGGCAUUCCAAACAAGCCUCCCCACACUCACAACCCACCACCCCCUUAUCGCCCCCCUCGUCACCCCGCUCCUCCACACAUACUACACCAUGUCCACCAUCACCCUGUCCACCUCCCUCUCUCCCCGAGACGAACUAAUCUACGACUCCCACACCGCGGCGUUUGAAUCCAUGAUCAGCCUCAUGCGCGGCGUGUUUGAGACGAUUUUAUCAGCACACGCGCCGCUGGGGGAUGAGAUACCGGACCCGCCUGGGUUCACGGCGGAUAUGGGGUUCAUACCGCCUCUGUUUUUUGUGGUGCUUAAAUGCCGUGACAGGGUCGUGAGGAGGGAGGCACUAGAGCUGCUUGAUGGGGCGCCGCAUAGAGAGGGGUUGUGGGAUGGGAUUAUGGCGGGGGGAGUGGGGAGGAGGGUUGUGGAGAUUGAGGAGGGCGGGAGUUGGGGGGAUGAGAAGGGGCAAGGGGAGGUGGUGGUGCCAGGGUGGGCGAGAGUGUAUGAUGUUAGGGUUGUGUUGAGGGAUGGGUGGGAGGGGAAGGCGGAGUUGAGGUUUAGACGCUGUGGGGAGGGGGGGGGGGAGAGGGUGGAGAGCGCGGAGGUGGAGGUGGAGUUUGGGAGUAUUUCGUCGGGGAGGUUGGGUAAGUGUAUGUUUACGGGGAGGUAG
Molecule: messenger RNA, 1987 nt
Organism: Pseudogymnoascus verrucosus
Lineage: Eukaryota; Fungi; Ascomycota; Leotiomycetes; Thelebolales; Thelebolaceae
Exons: 2
Coding region: 233-1987 (584 amino acids)
Biological process (GO): regulation of DNA-templated transcription
Molecular function (GO): zinc ion binding; DNA-binding transcription factor activity, RNA polymerase II-specific
Source: RefSeq, a predicted model, not a curated record